AAAUUCUCAAUCCAUAAUUAAGAGAUAAAAGGUAAAUAAGCAGCUUAUAUUACAUUGCACCUAUGGAAACAGAGCCUUGCUCCAGAGAAACAGCUCCAGCUCCGUGCAUUGUUGGAAUUUUAUGAGUGAGUCAGACAGGUUUCAGUGCAGUGUCAGGCUUUUUCAAACAAUACUUACUUUUAAUAUGAAAUCUGUUUGAAUUUUGUUUUUGGGGCACAACAACGGCUACUUCUGCCUGCACCAUGUUCUAUGAAAUCUUUUCUUUUUUAAAAGAAACAGAUUGCCUUUAGUUUUUUGUUCCAUAAAAUAUUGGUCUUGCCUGGUAAAAACACACAGCAUCUCUCUUCUCUUUCAUUGGUUUAAUCAAAUUUCAAACCUCCCUUUUUAUUAUACAAAAUUUCAAACCUUCCUCCUUUUAUAACACUUCCCUGAAGAUUGAGCUUGAAAAUGAGGGUGUUGUUGAGUUGCCUUUUCUCUUUCAUUUUUGCUUCAACCCUUUGGAGCAUUGGCUCUUCUGCUCUCACUCUGGAUGGUUUAACAUUGUUGGAGAUCAAAAGCACAUUGAAUGACAGUAAAAAUUUUCUUGGAAACUGGCAAGCAACUGAUGAAAAUCCUUGUAAUUGGACUGGCAUUUCUUGUUAUCCUAAUGACCAUAGAGUCCGUUCAAUCAAUCUACCAUACAUGCAACUAGGAGGCAUAAUAUCUCCCAGCAUUGGCAAACUCAAGGGAUUACAAAGACUGGCAUUGCACCAGAACAAUCUACAUGGACAAAUUCCUAAUGAACUUACCAAUUGUACUGAACUGAGAGCCCUUUACUUAAGAAAUAAUUACCUGCAAGGAGGCAUACCGUCAAAUUUUGGAAACCUUACCUUUCUCACCAUACUGGAUUUAUCGAGCAAUUUGCUAAAGGGUGCUAUACCUUCAUCCAUAGGUCAUCUUACAAGAUUGCAUUACCUCAAUUUGUCUACCAACUUUUUCUCUGGUGAAAUCCCGGAUAUUGGAGUCCUCAGCACUUUUAGGAACAACUCGUUUAUUGGCAAUUUGGAUCUAUGUGGCCAACAGGUUAACAAGCCUUGUCAAACUUCACUGGGAUUUCCAGCAGUCUUACCUCAUGCUGAAAGUGAUGAAGUAGCAGUUCCUACGAAACGAUCAUCUCAUUACAUAAAAGGUGUGAUGAUUGGUGCAAUGUUGACAAUGGCCCUUGUGCUUGUCAUGCUCCUUGCAUUCCUCUGGAUAUAUCUACUAUCAAAGAAGGAAAGGGCUGUUAAAAGAUACACGGAAGUUAAAAAGCAAGUCAACCACGAUACGAGUAAGUUGGUUUAUUUAUCAAAAUUUGGCUUUCGUAUAAAUACAUGCUUGUUAAUUAUGUUCAUUUUUGUAGGUACUAAACUUAUAACUUUUCAUGGGGAUCUACCGUAUCCUUCAUGUGAGAUUAUAGAAAAGCUGGAGUCCCUUGAUGAAGAAGAUGUCGUGGGGUCUGGGGGAUUUGGUACGGUAUAUCGAAUGGUCAUGAAUGAUUGUCAAUCAUUUGCUGUUAAAAGAAUAGAUCGAAGUCGCGAAGGAUCUGAUCAAGUGUUUGAGAGAGAGCUAGAGAUCUUGGGCAGCAUCAAACACAUUAAUUUAGUUAAUAUGCGAGGUUAUUGCAGGUUUCCGGCAUCGAAGCUUCUUAUCUAUGAUUAUCUUGCUAUGGGCAGCUUGGAUGACUUCCUACAUGAAUGCAAAGAAGAAGGCAGGCUAUUGAACUGGAGUGCUCGUUUAAAAAUAGCCCUUGGUUCCGCUAGAGGACUAGCAUACUUGCAUCAUGACUGUUGUCCGAAGAUAGUUCAUCGAGACAUAAAGUCCAGCAAUAUCCUUCUCGAUGAAAACUUGGAGCCCCAUGUAUCCGACUUUGGUCUUGCCCAGCUUUUGGUGGAUGAGGAUGCCCAUGUCACAACUGUCGUUGCCGGCACUUUUGGCUAUUUGGCUCCAGAAUAUCUGCAAAGUGGGAUAGCGACAGAAAAGACGGAUGUCUACAGCUUUGGAGUUCUCUUACUGGAGCUGGUAACCGGGAAAAGGCCAACUGAUCCAACUUUUGCAAAGAGGGGCUUGAAUGUUGUCGGCUGGACAAACACUUUAUUGAGAGAGAACCAUCUGGAAGACAUAGUUGAUAAAGGGUGUACUGAUACUAUCAUGGAAACUGUCGAAGCAAUUCUCGAAAUAGCAGCGAAGUGUACUGAUGCAAAUCCAGAUGAACGGCCAACAAUGUGCCAGGUACUUCAGUUACUGGAACAAGAGGUCAUGUCGCCUUACCCAAGUGAUUACGAGUCUCAUUCAGAUUAUUGUUGAAUGAACAUACAAAUAUUGAUUUAACGGUGGUUGUUGCACAUAAAAUCUGCUGUCAUCUCCUCGACUUUCGUAGGAUGUUCUUCGAUUUUGUCCCACUCUGGGGGGCUUUUGUAUAUUAUCUCGAAAUUGAUCUAUGUGUGCAUGGUUUUGAAUCCUUGUCACUUGUGCUGUGACAGUGACUUGAAACUGCAGUGCUGAAAACAAAUAUUGCUUGAGACAUUUUUUCACUUUUAUUACCAGAUGGAUCUUCAUUCCA
Molecule: messenger RNA, 2581 nt
Organism: Gossypium arboreum
Lineage: Eukaryota; Viridiplantae; Streptophyta; Magnoliopsida; Malvales; Malvaceae
Product: LRR receptor-like serine/threonine-protein kinase FEI 1
Exons: 12
Coding region: 448-2325 (625 amino acids)
Biological process (GO): protein phosphorylation
Molecular function (GO): protein kinase activity; protein binding; ATP binding
Source: RefSeq, a predicted model, not a curated record